Molecule: messenger RNA, 994 nt
Organism: Tachysurus vachellii
Lineage: Eukaryota; Metazoa; Chordata; Actinopteri; Siluriformes; Bagridae
Gene: gabarapa
Product: GABA(A) receptor-associated protein a
Exons: 4
Coding region: 112-495 (127 amino acids)
Biological process (GO): autophagosome assembly; autophagy of mitochondrion; macroautophagy
Cellular component (GO): autophagosome membrane; cytosol; autophagosome
Molecular function (GO): GABA receptor binding; ubiquitin protein ligase binding
Source: RefSeq, a predicted model, not a curated record
UUUCGCUGCAGUCAGUUUGUAAACAUCGGGCCUUCAGGCAGCAGAAGAGGCACCGAACACCGAGCACCGAACACCGAGACGGAGACUCAAAUCUCCCAGAAGGUUUUCAACAUGAAGUUCAUGUACAAAGAAGAACAUCCGUUUGAGAAAAGACGGUGUGAGGGAGAGAAGAUCCGAAAGAAAUAUCCUGACCGAGUGCCUGUGAUUGUUGAGAAAGCUCCUAAAGCCCGGAUAGGAGACCUGGACAAGAAAAAGUACCUGGUGCCCUCGGACCUGACAGUGGGUCAGUUUUACUUCCUGAUCAGGAAAAGGAUUCACCUGAGAGCUGAGGAUGCAUUAUUCUUCUUCGUCAACAACGUCAUUCCUCCCACAUCAGCUACCAUGGGCCUGCUCUAUCAGGAGCAUCAUGAAGAAGACUUCUUCCUGUACAUUGCCUACAGUGAUGAGAGUGUGUAUGGAGAAGACGUUCAGAUCAAUCCCAAUUCUCACUGUUAAACUGGAUGAUAAAAAUUCAGUAGUCUAUCUGAAUCUGUCACACACAUUUCACUUCUGCAGUGUUUGUACAUGAUACUGUUCGGACCUUCUUUUUUUUUUUAACCAUUGCUGAUACUGAUUUGAUUAUUUUUAUUUAAGGCUUGAAUAUUUUCUGCUUUGUGUUUUUUGCAGUACAUUGCUUUAACAUUUGUGUAGCUGUUAUUGUGGUUAAUAUAGAGCUUGAUAUAGACCAGGUCAUUAAAUUUGCUUUUGAUUUUGUGAAAAAGAAUAUUUAUUUUUUCUCUUUCUGAAUGCUUUCACUAUAAACACAGUGGGGGAGAAAGUCAGAUUAUGAUUUAGUAUUUUGUUUAAACUCUCAGUUAAAUGAUGCUGUUGAGCAUGUGGACACACUGCAGUGUUGAAGUACAUUCACGUGUUAAACACCACUUCACUUGUGUUGCCAGAUUGGUUGUGAUCGAGUGAUGCACUUUAUUAAUUUGAUUAAACUUCAGAGAAUCUG